AUGCCGGGUACCAAGUCGUUUUUCCCGACGUACGACCGCAAGUGGAAGGAGGAAGUGCGGCAGAUCCAGGAGAAAACGCCGCACCAGAAUGUGGACUCUGACUGGCAGAAGACUCUGGAGGAGAGACUGCAACCGGGCACCUCCACCGUAGAUCUUGUGCCGUCUCGUAAACGACGGAAGAUAGACCCCAUUCCUAUCAUCAACUCACUGGCCACAAGGUCUAACUAUUCCCGAGACAAGCAGGGUAAUAUACUGGGCGUGAAAACAAUACCAUUUAUACUGGUGCAAUGUUUCCAGGAAAUAUUGGACAAUAUUGAGUCACUAGAGUUUCCCAGUCAGAUAGGGGCAGUGUUACGGUCUCAGGCUCUGAAGCACAUGAUGUCCUACACGCGGGAUGCAACGGCUGCUACUAGAUUUGAAUUCUGGAUCUCAGAGACUUUACAUGAAGAAAUUAUGCAGCCAAAGACAGAGAAGAAUAAAGAGCGUGUGACCACCCUUCUAUCGUUGCUUAGAGAGUUUGAAGAUUUUAUUCAGGAAGGCAUCCCCACAGUGGACCUGGUGCUAUCUGACUACCUUCAGCACUGGAAUGGCCUUGACUACUCUACACAUAUACUGAAGCUUCUAGCGCGAUUCAGGCUGCAUAGAUUUGAGGGUGAGUUAUGA
Molecule: messenger RNA, 663 nt
Organism: Dreissena polymorpha
Lineage: Eukaryota; Metazoa; Mollusca; Bivalvia; Myida; Dreissenidae
Product: centromere protein I-like
Exons: 6
Coding region: 1-663 (220 amino acids)
Cellular component (GO): kinetochore
Source: RefSeq, a predicted model, not a curated record